AUGCCUGCCUUUAACGUCGUUGUGUUUGGUGGUGAUUGCUCCGGUCCCGAGGUGACCACCGAGGCCAUUAAGAUCCUCCGCGUCCUCGAGAAGAACCGUGAUGUUAGCUUCAAUCUGCAGGACCACCUGCUCGGCGGCGCUUCCAUUGACGCAACGGGAUCGCCCUUGACCGACGAAGCCUUGAAUGUGGCCAAAAACGCGGACGCCGUUCUCCUGGGAGCGAUCGGAGGCCCGAAAUGGGGCACCGGCAGCGUGCGCCCCGAGCAGGGCAUCUUGAAGCUGCGCAAAGAGAUGGGCACGUUCGGCAACCUGCGGCCGUGCAACUUCGCGGCGCCGUCGCUGGUCGAGAGCUCGCCGCUGAAGGCCGACGUGUGCCGCGGCGUGGACUUCAACAUCAUCCGCGAGCUGACGGGCGGUAUCUACUUCGGCGAGCGCAAGGAGGACGACGGCAGUGGCUACGCCAUGGACACGGAGCCGUACUCGCGCGCCGAGAUCGAGCGCAUCACCCGCCUGGCCGCGCACCUGGCUCUGCAGCACAACCCGCCGCUGCCCGUGUGGAGUCUGGACAAGGCCAACGUCCUGGCUACUAGCCGGCUGUGGCGCAAGGUUGUCUCCGAGGUCAUGGCCAAGGAGUUCCCACAGGUCCAGAUCGGUCACCAGCUCAUUGACUCGGCUGCUAUGCUGAUGGUCAAGGAUCCGCGCAAGCUCAAUGGUAUCGUUGUGACCAGCAACCUCUUUGGUGAUAUCAUUAGCGACGAGGCUAGUGUUAUCCCUGGGUCUUUGGGUCUGCUGCCCUCUGCCAGCCUAAGUGGUGUGCCCGAUGGCAAGAGCCGUGUCAACGGUAUCUACGAGCCUAUCCACGGUUCUGCCCCCGAUAUCGCCGGCAAGGGCAUCGUCAACCCCGUCGCCGCCAUCCUCUCCGUCGCCAUGAUGGCGCAGUACUCGUUCGGCAUGUUCGACGAGGCCCGCGCGAUCGAGAAGGCCGUCAGCAACGUCAUCGAGUCGGGCGUCCGCACGGGCGACAUCGGCGGCAAGUCCAACACCAGCGAAGUGGGCGACGCCGUCGCGGCCGAGCUGGAGAAGCUGCUCAAGUAA
This is a messenger RNA of Penicillium alfredii, 1095 nucleotides long. RefSeq names its product 3-isopropylmalate dehydrogenase LEU2 (gene leu2A). Gene Ontology annotation, molecular function: magnesium ion binding; NAD binding; 3-isopropylmalate dehydrogenase activity. NCBI's taxonomy places the organism in Eukaryota, Fungi, Ascomycota, Eurotiomycetes, Eurotiales, Aspergillaceae. Bases 1 to 1095 code for a protein of 364 amino acids. Gene Ontology annotation, cellular component: cytosol. Gene Ontology annotation, biological process: L-leucine biosynthetic process. The record is from RefSeq and is a predicted model, not a curated record. The transcript is spliced from 6 exons.